CACUUUUACAGUUGGCAAUACAAUGAUUUGUGUUUUGAUAAUUUGACGUUAAUCAGCUGACCAAUUCUAAAAAUUAAAAUAACAUUUUGCAUCUAUAUACCCAAUUUUGCAGUGACAGACUGUGUGUACCAAUUGGAAGUAUCCCGCUUGUAGAGACCUUUUCUUUCAUCAUUAUGGGGCGAAUAUUCCUGGAACAUAUGGGAGGGACUCGUCUCUUUUCCUGUGCCCGAUGCGACACAAACCUGACAAACAGAUCCGAGUUAAUUAGCACAAGGUUUACAGGUGCAACUGGACGAGCAUUCUUAUUCAAUAAGGUCGUUAAUUUAACGUACAGCGAGGUUCAGGAUAGAGUUAUGCUAACCGGACGACACAUGGUGAGAGACGUGUCUUGUAAAUCGUGUGACUCGAAACUGGGCUGGAUGUACGAGUUUGCAACCGAGGAUAACCAAAGGUACAAGGAAGGAAGGGUAAUUUUAGAACGCGCCUUGGUCACUGAAAGCGAUGGAAUGGAAGAGAGAACCUUUAAUAAUCGGAAUUAGUUUAGUCUGAACGAUUUUGCUGUAAUUUCACUGCCAUCAUACAAUGGCAACUUGACAAAUGUCCUGCAAAAGCUCAUUGUAUUAGUAUAAGUUAUAUAAUAAUUAUUAUAUGUAAUUUUUGUAUUCGGUAUCACUGAAGCUGAUAAUAAAAGUUUAGGAUAA
Molecule: messenger RNA, 701 nt
Organism: Photinus pyralis (common eastern firefly)
Lineage: Eukaryota; Metazoa; Arthropoda; Insecta; Coleoptera; Lampyridae
Gene: Yippee
Product: protein yippee-like 5
Exons: 2
Coding region: 174-539 (121 amino acids)
Source: RefSeq, a predicted model, not a curated record